AUGGCUACUAAUAUUACUUGGCAUUAUAAUUUAACCUAUGAGGAAAGAAAAGCUUUCAGAAAGCAAGAUGGAUGUACUGUUUGGCUAACUGGUUUAAGUGCAUCAGGUAAGAGUACUAUUGCUUGCGCUUUGGAACAAUUAUUGCUGGAAAAAGGGAUAGCUGCUUACAGAUUGGAUGGCGAUAACAUUAGGUUUGGUUUAAACAAGGAUUUGGGAUUUUCUGAAAAAGAUCGCAAUGAAAAUAUUCGCAGAAUUGCUGAGGUGUCUAGAUUAUUUGCCGAUUCUUGCUGUAUAUCUCUAACUUCCUUUAUCUCGCCAUACAGGGAUGACAGAGACAAAGCUAGAGAAUUACAUAAGGAAAGCGGAUUGAAAUUUAUCGAAGUCUUUGUUGAUGUUCCUUUGGAAGUUGCGGAACAAAGAGACCCAAAGGGACUGUAUAAAAAGGCUAGACAAGGUGUUAUUAAGGAUUUCACAGGCGUAUCUGCUCCAUACGAAGAGCCAGAAUCGCCAGAGUUGCAUUUAAGAACGGACAAAUUAUCUGUUGAACAAUGUGCUGAACAAAUUUUUGAAUACUUGAAAAAGGAAGGAUUGAUCAACUGA
This is a messenger RNA of Saccharomycodes ludwigii, 600 nucleotides long. It is a transcript of the gene MET14, whose product is annotated as adenylyl-sulfate kinase. Gene Ontology annotation, biological process: sulfate assimilation. The record is from RefSeq and is a predicted model, not a curated record. The transcript has a single exon. Gene Ontology annotation, molecular function: ATP binding; adenylylsulfate kinase activity. Lineage: Eukaryota; Fungi; Ascomycota; Saccharomycetes; Saccharomycodales; Saccharomycodaceae. The coding region runs from base 1 to 600 and encodes 199 amino acids.